Molecule: messenger RNA, 2527 nt
Organism: Macadamia integrifolia
Lineage: Eukaryota; Viridiplantae; Streptophyta; Magnoliopsida; Proteales; Proteaceae
Product: patellin-3-like
Exons: 4
Coding region: 181-2052 (623 amino acids)
Molecular function (GO): lipid binding
Source: RefSeq, a predicted model, not a curated record
GCACACAGAGUGGAAGCAGCCGUAUAAGGCAAUUGAGGCAAGCCUCGUUACUUCUCAGCACGUUUUUUAAGCUCCUCCCCCUCUUCCCCUCCGAACCCAGAGACCAAAUUUCCAUCUCCAUUCUCUAAUACUUCUCUUUUGAUCGAAGAAAAUUCAGAAAGCCCCUCUUCAUCUUCAACAAUGGCAGAGGAGACCCAGACGAAAGCAGAGGAAGUCGUUGUUACUGAGACUGAGAAAACUGCGAUCGAGAAAAACCCAUCACCACCACCGGUGCCUGAGGUAGAGGAGGCCACCAAGCCCACCGUCAUCAUCGAAGAAGUUGCUGCUACUGAGGAGGCUGAGAAGCCAAAGGUCACUGAGGAGAAGGCCAUCGCUCAAUCUGUUUCUUUUAAGGAGGAGAGCAACAUCGUCUCUGAUCUUCCUAACCCAGAGAAGAAAGCCCUCGAAGAGCUGAAGCAGCUCAUCCAGGAAGCCCUUAACAAACACGAGUUCACUGCUCCUCUACCGCCUCCACCGGCGGCAGGGGUAGAGAAACCCAAAGAUGAGGAGAAGAAAGCUGACAUGCAAGAAGCCCCUGCCCCUGCUGCUGCUGCUGAUGAUGAAGCGCCGGCACCGACAAUGACGGAAGAGCCCCCGAAGACGAAGGCUAGCGAAGUUGCAGAGCCUACACCGGCCCUGGAAGUGGUCGAGGAGAAGAAAGAAGCAUCAUCGGCAACGCCGGAGGAAGAAAAGAAAGAAGUGACACCACCAGAACCAGAACCAACAUCGGAACCAGUGGCCGUGGUGGUUACAGAGGUGGUUGAGAAGAUAACCUUCGUUGACGACGAUGGGGCUAAGACUGUUGAGGCCAUUGAAGAGACCAUCGUAGCCGUCUCUACUCCUGCAGUACCGGCUGAGGAACCUGCACCAGCGGCGCCAGAAAAGGAACCGGUGACAGAAGCUGCUGCGGGCGCCGCUGCACCUGCUGAAACGAAAGAGGAAGAGAUAGCCGACGCCGCUGCGCCACCACCUCCGCCACCGGAGGAGGUGUCAAUAUGGGGAAUCCCUCUGCUUGCCGACGAGCGGAGCGAUGUGAUCCUUCUGAAAUUCCUUCGUGCCAGGGACUUCAGGGUGAAAGACGCUUUCACCAUGAUCAAGAACACGGUGGCAUGGAGGAAACAGUUCGGAAUUGAGACCCUUCUUGAGGAAGACCUUGGUAAUGAUCUGGAGAAGGCUGUGUUCAUGUAUGGGUCUGAUAAGGAAGGCCACCCUGUGUGUUACAACGUAUAUGGAGAGUUCCAGAACAAGGAGCUGUAUCAGAAGGCUUUCGCUGAUGAGGAGAAGCGGCAGAAGUUCCUGCGGUGGAGAAUUCAGUUCCUUGAAAAGAGCAUUCAGAAGCUCGAUUUUAGCCCAAGUGGUCUUUCCACAAUUGUUCAGGUUAAUGAUCUCAAGAAUUCUCCUGGACCCGGAAAGUGGGAGCUUCGACAGGCUACAAGGCAGGCUCUUUCCUUGCUCCAAGACAACUACCCAGAGUUCGUCGCCAAACAGGUCUUUAUCAAUGUUCCUUGGUGGUACCUUGCUUUCAAUCGGAUGAUCAGUCCCUUCUUGACCCAGAGAACAAAAAGCAAGUUUGUCUUUGCUGGGCCAUCCAAAUCGGCCGAGACCCUUUUCAAAUACAUAGCUCCUGAGCAAGUGCCAGUUCAAUACGGGGGCUUGAGCAGGGAAGGAGAGCAAGAAUUCUCCACAGCCUAUCCAGUUAGUGAAGUCACUAUAAAGCCAACAACAAAGCACAUUGUUGAUAUCCCUGUUUCUGAGACUUGCGUUCUCGUUUGGGAGCUUCGGGUAAUUGGUUGGGAUGUCAGCUAUGGUGCUGAGUUUGUGCCGAAUGCCGAAGACGGCUACACUGUGAUUGUGCAGAAGAGAAGGAAGCUGAUGCCUACCACCGAUGAACCGGUGCUCUCUAACAGCUUCAAGAUUGGCGAGCCUGGAAGGGUGGUGCUCACCUUUGACAACACCUCGUCCAAGAAGAAGAAACUCCUCUACAGGUUCAAGACCAAAACCUCCUCAGAUUGAGUUCACUUUUAUUCUAAAUCGUCCAUGAGGAGGUGAAAUUCAAUCAGAUGAACCCAAAAUUUUCAAAAUAGAAUUGUGAGAAUCUGACAUGUGAGUACUGCUUCAGACCUCAUCAUCAGAAAUUCAACAUCAUCACAUUGACUUGAAGGUUUUGGGGUGGGAUUCCUUUUGUUUAGCUAUCUACUAUUUCUUUCUAUGAAAUUUAAUUUUUUUAUAAUUUUUAAUUUUUAUAAAUUUUACUUGAGGGGAUUUUUGGCUUGUCUUCUUUUUUUUUUGGGUGUUGUUUUUGAGAUUUUAUUGGUGAAGAUAAUGUGGAAGGAAAGGGAAUGAAUGGGAAUUGGAGGAAAAAGAGAGGGAGAGUGGAAAGAAAACCUGUUACUGCUGUUGCCUGUAAAAUUUCUAUGUACAUUGGUUGGCUUUUUUUGGUGAAAUGGGUGUAUCUCUUAUGUCAUAGUAAAUGAUUUGUUUGUUUAUA